AUGGCAGGAGACGACCGCGCCGAGGACGCCGCCUUCUUUGACAAGCCUAGCGUCCCGACGACGAUCCGCUGGAUCCCGGACGCCGAGGUGUCUCUCUGCAAGGCCUGUGGCCUCCUCUUUGACUGGGUCCGGCGCAAGCACCAUUGCCGAUACUGCGGCCACGUCUUUUGCGAUCUCUGCACGACGUUCCGCAGCUUGAUCCGCGACGACAAGAUUUUAACGUCCCCCGAGAAGCGGUACCUCUCGGUGAACGCGUACAACCCGCAGCGCGUGUGCGAGCCGUGCUACACGCUGCUCUUGCCCGAUCAAAGCCUGCUCUGUAAUGACCUUUCUCAUCGCCUUGCGUCAUGA
Messenger RNA from Saprolegnia parasitica CBS 223.65, 351 nucleotides. RefSeq lists its product as hypothetical. The transcript is spliced from 3 exons. Bases 1 to 351 code for a protein of 116 amino acids. Gene Ontology annotation, molecular function: metal ion binding. The record is from RefSeq and is a predicted model, not a curated record. Lineage: Eukaryota; Oomycota; Saprolegniomycetes; Saprolegniales; Saprolegniaceae.